GCUCUCACCAGCUGACUGAUUGCCCCCCGCCAGCCCAGGGGAGUGUAAUGCGCACAGUCUGUCUGCUCCGUGACUCUCUGCCUCAGUGGGAAGGGAAUCGCCUUUGGCUGGGCCGGCCCUGCCAGCAGUCGGCUGGGCACGUCCAUGCACGGUGGCACGGAGAGGAAGAGCCAGGUAACAGAGUCUGGCCCUCAGAGCUGGAGGUGAAGUGCUUUAACACCAGGAAUUGGGAGACAAAGGGCUGUUCACAGGCCGUGGUGCCCCAGCGGCCUGCCAGAGCUGUCCUGUGCUGCCUGUCUCAGCGGGCUGCCUCCUGGACCUGCCGAAUCACCCAGACUGAGGGGCCUGAGUCUUGUCCUGUUGGUGCCAUUGGCAGGAGCAGGCCUGACAAACCACCCGCUCUGGCUAACCUCCCAGCCGGGGGCCUGCAGGCCCUGCCCUGCUCAGGAAGAAUAGUGCACCUGUGUCUGCGCAAGGCUGACCAGAGGCUCGUGAUCAUUAAGCAGAUCCCUGUGGAGCAGAUGACAAAGGACGAGCGGCUCGCAGCACAGAACGAGUGCCAGGUGCUGAAGCUCCUGAAUCACCCCAACAUCACUGAAUAUUAUGAGAACUUCCUGGAAGACAAGGCUCUUAUGAUUGCUAUGGAGUACGCACCAGGUGGCACCUUGGCAGAGUUUAUUCAUAAACGUUGCAACUCCCUGUUGGACGAAGACACCAUCCUGCACUUUUUUGUGCAGAUCCUACUGGCCCUUCAUCAUGUUCACACCAAACAGAUCCUGCACCGGGACUUAAAGACUCAGAACAUUCUGUUGGACAAGCACCGCAUGAUCGUCAAGAUUGGAGACUUUGGCAUCUCCAAAAUCUUGAGCAGCAAGAGCAAAGCCUACACGGUUGUGGGGACUCCGUGCUACAUCUCCCCAGAGCUGUGCGAAGGGAAACCCUACAACCAGAAGAGCGAUAUCUGGGCGCUGGGCUGUGUGCUCUACGAGCUUGCCAGUCUCAAGAGAGCCUUUGAAGCUGCAAACCUGCCCGCCUUGGUGCUAAAGAUCAUGAGUGGGACGUUUGCUCCCAUCUCAGACCGAUACAGCCCAGACCUGCGCCAACUCAUCCUGAGCAUGCUCAACCUGGACCCUUCCAAGCGGCCCCAGCUGAACGAGAUCAUGGCCCAGGCCAUCUGCAUCAGGCCACUUCUGAAUCUUUACACUGAUGUGGGCAGUGUCAAAAUGAGAAGGCCUGAGAAGCCAUUAGCUACAGUGCCACCAGUGACCCACAACAGAGCGGGAGGAAGAGUGACCAGUGCCAGACCCAGGGGUGUUCGAGUUGGUUCAGCCAGGACUGGAAUCCCACCUCCCCUGUCUUCCAUCUACACCUGGGGCAGCGGGAUCACCACCCCCCUCCGCCUGCCCAUGCUCAACACAGAAGUGGUGCAGGUUUCUGCAGGGAGAACCCAGAAGGCCGGCGUCACUAAAUCAGGGAGGGUCAUCAUGUGGGAGGCUUCCCCAGUGGGUGCUGCUGGAGGCCCUUCUCUCCCAGGGGCCACAGAGCAGCUCCAGCCUCAGUUUGUGUCCCGCUUCCUGGAAGGUCAGUCCGGAGUGACUAUCAAACAUGUGUCCUGUGGUGACCUCUUCACAACCUGUCUGACAGACAGGGGGAUAAUCAUGACUUUUGGCAGUGGCAGUAAUGGUUGUUUGGGGCAUGGAAACUUCACUGAUGUAACACAGCCUAAGAUCGUGGAGGCAUUGCUGGGCUACGAGAUUGUGCAGGUGGCAUGUGGUGCGUCUCAUGUGCUGGCCAUUUCCAAUGAACGGGAAGUGUUUGCCUGGGGCAGAGGAGACAAUGGUCGGCUGGGGCUGGGAACUCUGGACUCCGCUAAUUCUCCCCAGCAGGUAGCUGUUCCUCCUGAACACGAGGCUCAGAAAGUCCUUUGUGGUAUUGACUCCUCCAUGGUCCUGACGGUGAAGAACCAGAUUCUUGCUUGUGGGAGCAACAGGUUUAACAAGCUGGGCCUGGAUAAGAUUGCGGAGGAGGAGGAGCCGUCCCUGGGGGAUCGGGUGGAAGAGGCUCCCACAUUCACGUGUGUCCAGUCAGGGCCCUUAAAUCAAGAGCCAGUGGUGUGUGCAGAUAUCGGAACAGCCCAUUCGGCUGCAGUCACAGCUUCUGGCCAGUGUUACACCUUUGGCAGCAACCAGCACGGGCAGCUUGGCAGCAGCACCUGCCGUACCAGCCGUGUGCCCUACCUGGUGGUGGGACUCCAAGGGAUAAAGGUCACCAUGGUGGCUUGUGGCGAUGCCUUCACUGUGGCCAUUGGAGCAGAGGGAGAGGUGUACACGUGGGGGAAAGGAGCCCGCGGGCGCCUGGGAAGGAAGGAUGAGGAGACCAGGACUCCCAGGCCUGUGCAGCUGGAGGAGACCCACCCCUACCUGGUGACCUCUGUCGCCUGCUGCCAUGGGAACACACUGCUGGCAGUAAAACCUGCAGGGGAAGAGUCGGGCCCGCAGUGAGGAAUGGGCUGAGAGGAGCGAACUGCACCACCUCCAUAUGGACAUAGCCAGCUUCCUUCUGAUCUAUAUCCUCUCCUGCCUGCCUCAGUGUUGCUCAGGCCUGGAGGACGGGGCUCUGUAGUGCAGGGGCAACACUAUGGGCUGCAUUGGUGCUUGCCAGGAGCCUGAGAACACCUAAUCUAUAGAGAAUGGAAUGCACAGAACUGAUGCCCUUAUCGUUAAUAUAGAGAUGUCAAACCCCUCAGAUCAUCAGGUGCCACUGCAUGCUGGAACCUGAAGCCUCCCCUGGCCGCUGCACCAUGGAGCAGCAUCUGCUGGGACAGGCCACAUCUCUCCAUCCAGGAUGAAGGGUGAUCAUGACCUGACUUGUAUUCAGCGGGCCCCACUCAAGCGAUUUUGCCACCAGCAAGAAGGGCCUCAGUUCAUUUUCACAGAUCCAUGAAAACUGAAUCUGGUUACAAAGCGUGGGCUGGCAGUUUUGUGUUGGAGGGAGCUGUCACUGUUUGCACCGGAACGUCUGUUGUUACAGCCCCAGGCACUAUGAUGGGUGACUAAGUGCAAAACUCUUUUACUUAAAGUCUAUUUAUUCCUGAAGAAUGUUUGGCCCAGUUGUUGACCAAGUUCAUUGCAUUUUCAAGCUACCAAAGUUCUGGGGCCAUGACCCACUUGGCCCUUCACAAGCUGCCAGAACCAGCGAGAACAGUGAUCUUGUGUGUAGGCGGCUUGGCCCUGGACUGUUCUUCCCAAGUGCCUGCCUUUAACUCUCCAAUCACAGCUUGACUUGGGUCCUUCAACCCUUAGUUCUAUAUGCCCUGGCUAAAGUUUGUUCUCAGGUCUCCUAAAGCCUGCUAGUGACCAGUUCACUGUCCAACAGCGUAGACCUCUGCUACUGAAAAUCACCAGUAUCGCAGCAAGCAGCUGUGAGUAACUGGAGGGCUAGCCCCAAUCUGACCAUGAGGAAGGAGGAGGACCUCCCCAGGGCUCUUCCUACCAGAGACUGGAGUUAUCUUUCUAUGUAACCAGAAGGAUCGUUCCCUUUUCUACUGACACCAGACUCUGGGCCAUUUGCUGAAGAGCUUGUCUCUGAUCUAUCUUAGCAGCUCUCCUUUUCACAUCUACUAUGAUACACUUGCCAGUCAAUUAUUGUGUAUAAAGGCCAUGCUUUCA
This is a messenger RNA of Chelonia mydas (Green sea turtle), 3668 nucleotides long. It is a transcript of the gene NEK8, whose product is annotated as NIMA related kinase 8. The record is from RefSeq and is a predicted model, not a curated record. Gene Ontology annotation, biological process: protein phosphorylation. Lineage: Eukaryota; Metazoa; Chordata; Testudines; Cheloniidae. Gene Ontology annotation, molecular function: protein kinase activity; ATP binding. Bases 48 to 2501 code for a protein of 817 amino acids. The transcript has 15 exons.